UGAGUUUGGCUUUCGUUACGUAGUGCAUUUUCUCGAAUUUCGUCAUCUUAUCUCGAUCGAACUGGUGAUUUUUCCACGAUAAUCUUGUUAAACUUGGUGUGUGAGUUACCUGAACGACGGAUCGAUGAUGCGACAAACACAGCAACCGCAGCAGCAGCAGCAAACCACAUCGACGAGUGCGACGACGACAACGCAAAAGAUGGAGCAGCCGUCGAAAAUAUUCCUCAAUCCGAAGUUUGCGAAAGCCCACAUCAAUCCCAAGUUCUUGGCGAAGCAGGAAACCUUGCAACCUGAAAUGCUGCCGCAGGAAGUAACUCAGCCCCAACCGAUGAUCCAUGUAAAUCCUGCAUUUUUUAUGAAGCUGCAAACGCAACAGGUACCCUCAUCAAGCGCUCCAGCAGCAUCAAAAACACAGGCUACUCCGUUUUCGAUGCCAUCGUCAUCCGUCUCGGUUGCGAGCGAUUGGAUAGGAACGCAUUCGAGGCCUGCUGCGACCAAAGUGCACUGUGCGCCUGCUAAUCCCAUCAUUAAAAAUACGAAGAGAAAAUUAAUUCGGGCCGCCACAGCAUCACCUGCCUUUUCGCCAUCGAAGCACCCUUUCCACCACCAACUACCGGAUCUGGCUCCGAUGGUGAAGAUCGGAAAGAACAAAUUGAUCCGCAGCACCGUCCCGUCGAUGACGGCGGGGUGGGGGAACGUUAAACCGACCAUCGUGAGUGUGCUGCCUCAAAGGCGUAGCCUGAAAAUCGACCGACGAUUACCGAAAGCCAUGCUCAGGGACAUCCUUCCCGCGAAACCCAGCUUUGUGAAGCGUUACGCCCUGUCAAGGAUAGACGGGAUCACGACAAGGCGCGUGGUUAUAACCGAUCCUAAGCUUUUGAAACUAAAACGAAAAACAUCCAUAAAAUCGUUCGACGAACCCGGUAACAGCAAAGCGGCAGUUGCGUACGCAUCGAAGAACAAGAAGCUGGUGCUCGUAAACAUCAACGGGGUACUGUAUCGAUCGUCGACAAAUAAGUUGCAGAAAUCAAUCCCGGCAGCAAGACCACCGGCCGUCCAGCCAGUUCGAAAGGGAGCCAAGGAGCAAGUGCUCGUCAUUCGCGGAACUCGUUUCGCACUGGAUCGUACGGGAAUGCGGCUUCGGACGAUCGCUGCUAAUGGAGAUGUCGAACGGAAGGUAGGUGGAUCGUUGCGUGCACCCGAACCUCACCGGAUGCAUCGGAUCGAUAUCGGUGGGCUUACGUACAAAGCGCGAAAAGAUGGUACCUUCGUUCGGACGGAUGUUCACCGAACGCGGAACCAUUUGAGCGUUGCCAAGCAACGCAGCCUCCAGGUGCUGACAAGCAGGCUGAGAAAGUGCAACGAACCGUGCCAUAUCUAUCGACGGCUGGGCAAAUGUUUGGCGCACAGCAGGGGCAAAUGUCCGAAGCUGCACGAUCCCAAGCACAUCAGCAUCUGCCGGAAGUUUCUGAGCGGCGAAUGUACGGUCGAAGGAUGUCUGCUGUCACACAAUGUCACCCUCGAGAAGAUGCCCGUCUGCAGGUUCUUCCUCGAGGGCCGCUGUGUACGGGACGACUGUCCUUAUCUGCACAAGAAGGUCAGCGAAAAGGAACGCAUCUGUGAUGCAUUUCUCAACGGUUUCUGUCCACUGGCUGAUAAGUGCCCGAACCGACAUGUGUUCCAAUGUCCCGAGUUCGAGCGGAAUGGUCGCUGUGAGCGCCUCAAGUGUCCCUAUCCACACGGUCGCAAGGAGAUUAAACCGAAACCGACACCACCGAGGACUGCUCCAAAGGAUUCGGAUUUGGAAACGAGGAAACUGGAAGCGGCGGAGCUACCGGUCGCGAUCGUGCCUGUUCGUUACUACCGAGACGACACCACCGGAGAAACGGGUGAGUUGAGUGUAAGUGAUCGAAGGCAGUUGACGCGUAUGUUGGGAGCGGUGGACAAAAUGAAAAAGCGGCACGGCGAGGAGUCAGGAUGUGUAAGUAUUGAAACAGACGCUGCGACACCACGCGAAGCUGUAGCAUCAUCCGACGAAUCACCGGAACAGAGCUUCGACGGCGAAGUGGAAGCAGAAGAAGAUACUAGACCGCCAGUGUUACGGCGCAAAAAGCUUGGCACGUUGCCAUCGUUUAUUCCGAUCUAAUGAUAACUUAUUAGUACCGUGAUCUACGUUACGUGUUGUGUGUUUGUAAAUUCGUGUCAUCACUCCUGUAAGUAGAGACGCAGCAUUGUUUGGCCUAAUGGUCGUGAAU
This is a messenger RNA of Anopheles darlingi, 2255 nucleotides long. RefSeq names its product zinc finger CCCH domain-containing protein 3 (gene ZC3H3). The coding region runs from base 125 to 2146 and encodes 673 amino acids. Lineage: Eukaryota; Metazoa; Arthropoda; Insecta; Diptera; Culicidae. The record is from RefSeq and is a predicted model, not a curated record. The transcript has 3 exons. Gene Ontology annotation, cellular component: nucleus. Gene Ontology annotation, molecular function: metal ion binding.